AUGAAUGAAGAAGAAUUAAUCAAUAUAACAGCUAUUAUUGAGAAAACAAAUAAUUAAAAAAUCAUUUAGACUUUAAAUGAGUUCAAAGAUACAAUUGAAAGUUUGAAUAACAUAGAUGGGAAUAAUAAAUUUAUGAAGAAAUGUUUAAAUAUUAUUUAUAAUGAUGUACUUUCAAAAAUUGAUGAAUUAUCUAAUAUGGAAGAGUGUAGGAGAAUUUCAAUAAAUUUGGCUUUCGAACUUUAAAAAAUAAAAUAGGUUACUGAGAUGUUACCUUAUAUCAAUAAAAAACCAAAAAAUACAAUUUUUAAUGAUGAGGAAUUCAUGAAUAUUCCAAACAUAGAAAUAAUCAAAUUGGAUUAACCAGACAAAAUUAAAUAACAAUUAAACAACUUUUAUUCAAAAAUAUCUUUAGGACAUGCAUACGUUGGUACUGGGAAAUAGCAUCAAUUCCAAGCUAUGUAAUGUUUUGUUAAGAAUUUGAAGGCUCUUUAUUAUAUCUCAAACUAGGAAGAAACCAAACUUGCUGCCACACAAGCAAUCACAAAUCCUACUCUUGAACAUGCAUUGUAGAUAUGGAGAAUUAUUGAUGAGUCAAAAAUAGUAAAAGCGGGGUUUAAAUUACAAUUAGAAAAAGUUAAAUUAAAGAAAAUUAUCUAUAUUCCAAGACUAUUCAAUCAAAUAACUUUAGAUUCUUUACAUAAUUUUAAUACCAAUUCGACUGACAUUCCAAAUAACUAGCUUUAUGAAAUUGCAUUCAGAAGUAUCAGAAAGAAACAAAAUGGAAAUGACAUUAGGGUUAGAGUCAUGUGUAAUAAAUAAGUCUUUAAGCAUAAAGUAUCUAAUGGAGAUAUUGUGUAAGUGGUGAGAAGAUUGACAAAGAGUGAGUUUUAGAUGUAAAAGACUUAACAUAUUUAAUAAUUACAAUAGCCAUUGACAUUUUUUGGUGAAAGUUGUGUUUCAUCAAGAACAGAUAUCAGAGGAAUGGGAUUAAAUGCUAUAUCAAAUAUCAUAGUACAUAUACAUGGUGGAGGAUUCAUCUCAAUGUCCUCGUUUUCUCAUUAAUCAUAUACAAGAAAAUGGGCUAACUAAUUAGAUAAUACAGUUGUCUUUUCAAUUGAUUACCGUUUAGCCCCUGAAUUUCCUUUUCCUUAGGCACUUGAUGACUGCUGGCAAUAUUACAUGUGGAUAAUCCAUUUUGGUUCUGCCUACUUCAACAUAUGUCCAAAAAAUAUCAUUUUGAUGGGAGAUUCAGCUGGAGGUAAUUUGGCAUUGGGAAUUGUCAUCAGAGCAAUAGAAACCAAUUAAAGAAUUCCAGAUAAAGUUAUCUUAUAAUAUCCAGCUCUUAAUUUGAAUCUGUAAGAUGUAGUUCCUUCUAAUCUCAAAAGCAUGAAUGAUUAGAUAAUACCUAUGGGAUUCUUAAUGUUGUGUAGAUAAAGCUAUAUAAAAGAUGAAUCUGAUAUAGCCAAUGAUUAUUAUUUGUCUCCUAUUCAAACUCCUUAGGAAAUUAUUCAACAAUUUCCCAAAGAUUUUGUCAUUUUUGUGGGUUCAGAGGAUGUAUUAUUGGAUAAUUCUGUUGAAUUUGUUCAUUGCUGUAAAAAUAAUGGAUUGGAAAGUAUCAAACUAAAGGUUUUUGAAAGUCUUCCUCAUGGGUUUUAGAAUAUGGACAUAAGAUACAAUGGAGUGAGGGCUGCUAAUUCGGCAAACACUCAAAUCAUAGAUUAGAUUAAAUAAUUUAUUAUUUGA
This is a messenger RNA of Paramecium octaurelia, 1743 nucleotides long. The record is from the annotation of a GenBank genome assembly. Lineage: Eukaryota; Ciliophora; Oligohymenophorea; Peniculida; Parameciidae.